Messenger RNA from Rasamsonia emersonii CBS 393.64, 1845 nucleotides. RefSeq names its product Phosphoesterase. The transcript is spliced from 5 exons. NCBI's taxonomy places the organism in Eukaryota, Fungi, Ascomycota, Eurotiomycetes, Eurotiales, Trichocomaceae. The record is from RefSeq and is a predicted model, not a curated record. Gene Ontology annotation, cellular component: cytoplasm. The annotation marks the transcript as partial. Gene Ontology annotation, molecular function: phosphoprotein phosphatase activity.
ACAUUAAAGCUCGGUAGGACAAAAAGACAACUGAAACUUGACAGACAGCAAAGCAAAUCGACCUGCCGACCUGACUUCAUUGGACUGAUGACAGUGCAGACAUCUACUUAUUGCCCCUCUCAUAACACCGCCGCCGACGUCCAUAUUCCGACCCUCGGCUUCAGGCCAAAGAUGACUCGCCGCAUUGUCCGAACCGGCAUCCAGCUCGGUAUCCUUGCCUUCCUUGCUUUCCUCCUGGUCCUGUUCCUUGACAAUAGAUUCCGCGUGCUACCAGCUGCGGUCCAUAGCCACCUUCCUACCCAUUAUCCCGGCUUUGUCGUCACGGAUGUGACCAUUGCCACAUGUUCGGCACUAAACAUCUUCUCCAGCUGCACCCUUGAUCCGGCGGUGUGGCACAAGGUCGACAAAGACCUCUACCUGGGUUCAAGCUGGACGUCGGGUGCCUACCUGCACUUCCAAAGAAAGAGAGAGGAGGAACUUCUCGAAAAUGACAAGGUCGUCGUUGAUCUCCGGGUUAGCCGUCUCAAUCCAGCCGGGGCAGCUGCGAAAGAUGGAACCAAGCAGGCCGAAGAAUGGGAAUCCAGACCCGGCGGGAUCUGGCUGAAGCGGAGCGCUGAGCGCCACGCCAGCGAUUCAGAGCAGGUCCUCACUUCGGUGGACGUUCUUUUUGGCGCUGAUGCUGUCGACCCGCGUCCGCAGUGGGAGUUGAAGAGUACUCCGCUCCUCCUGGAUAGCAGGUCCGAGGCCCAGGAGGCGCGGCUGACGAUCCGUCGAGGGGUCCCACCCAAGAUCAAAAAGCCCGUCCCGAGGAUUAAUGAAAACGGGCGGUUUAAGAUUAUGCAGGCCGCCGAUUUGCACCUCAGCACCGGCCUUGGGAAGUGCCGGGACCCGGUUCCCGAGGAACUCGUCCCGGGCCAGGGAUGCGACGCGGAUCCCCGUACCUUGGACUUUGUAGAGAGACUCUUGGACGAGGAGAAGCCGGAUCUCGUUGUUCUCACGGGAGAUCAGGUAAACGGCGAAACUGCCAGAGAUGCGCAGAGCGCACUCUUCAAAUUCGUGAAGCCCCUCGUGGAUCGCAAGAUCCCGUACGCGGCCAUUUUCGGGAACCAUGACGACGAGGGCAAUCUCAGUCGGGAGGAGCUCAUGGCCAUCAUGGAGGAGCUCCCGUAUUCCUUGUCGUCAGCCGGUCCAGAAGAAGUAGAUGGCGUCGGCAAUUACAUUGUCGAAGUCCUGGGCCAGUCCUCUUCUACACAUUCCGCGCUGACGCUUUAUCUACUGGAUACGCAUUCGUACUCACCGGACGAGCGCCAAUUCCGGGGCUACGACUGGCUGAAACCCAGCCAGAUCAGGUGGUUCAAGAACAAGGCGCAGAGCCUGCGGAAGAAACACGAACAGUACACGCAUAUGCACAUGAACAUGGCGUUCAUCCACAUUCCACUUCCAGAGUACCGCAACUCGGACAAUUACUGGAGAGGAAACUGGUCGGAAGCGCCGACGGCUCCGGGAUUCAACUCGGGAUUUAAAGAUGCCCUCGUAGAGGAGAACGUCCUCUUUGUUAGUUGUGGACACGACCACGUGAAUGAUUACUGCAUGCUCGAGAAAGAUGACAAAGGGAAACCAAACCUGUGGAUGUGCUACGGUGGCGCCGCCGGGUUUGGCGGUUACGGGGGAUAUGGGGGUUACGUGCGGCGGAUGCGCUUCUUUGAGCUCGACAUGGGUCCUGGCCGGGUGGUGACGUACAAACGGCUGGAGUGGGGAGAUACGGAAUCCCGCGUCGACGAGAUGAUGAUCGUGGAUGGAGCGGCGGUGAAGGGGGUUGGAGAGAGCCAGGGCGGAAGUCAUUAA